AUGGCACAACCAUCUCCCACCUCCGCCCAGCCCGCGCAGCUCUGCAUCACCGCCGAGGACGAGCUCUUCGACGAGGAGUUCCUGCAGACCUGGCGCCGAGAAGGCUUCCAGGUAACCUACAUUCCCUUCCAGAGCGACCGGAAGAGCUACAUCGCCGCGCUCGAUGCCGUCAAGCAUGGCCUGCGCGUGAGCGAGGUGUACGCCAUCAUCAGCUUCGGCGACGCAGCCUCCUUCUGCCUCACGCACUACCUCAAGCUCCCCAACACCAACAAGCUCUGCGCGCUGAUCGCCUACUACCCGACCGCGAUCCCCGGCCCGGCCAGCCAGUACCCGGCCUCGAUGCAGGUGCUCGUCCACCUGGCCAACCAGACAGUCAACGUCCACUACCCGCCCUCGAAGACGGGCCACAAGGCCACCGUCGUGCGGAAGCAGGUGGGGCCCGGCGUGGGGAUCGGCGACCGCCUGGCGCUGGGGUACGCGGCCUUCUCGUACGUGGGCGCGCUGCCGGGGUUCGCGGAGCACGACCUCGAGGAGUACAGCCGGAUCCCGGCGCAGGUGGCGUGGAGCCGCACGCUGGGGGCGCUGCAGCGGGGGUUUCGGCGGGUGGCCGCGGUGGAUCUGGAGAGGGUGUGGGAUGAGAUGCAGGAGGAUUCCGAAGCCAGCACAACCACCGCCAGCCCACCCCCAUCAGCCCUCUACACCCCAACCCUGCAAGGCGCAACCGGCCACCACCCGCUGCAGGACUUCUACGCGACAAACUUCCACGCCCAUCGGCCCGCCUCCAUGCGCCUGCAGCUGCUCUCCCGCACCGUCGGCGCCGACCGCGUCGUCGACGAGGUCCUCAUCACCUUCCGGCACUCCCAGCCGAUGGACUGGAUCCUGCCGGGCGUGCCGCCCACCCACCGCGAGGUCAAGAUCGUGGUCGUGAGCAUCGCGCGCCUGUGCAGCGGCGACGGCCGGCUGUAUUCCGAGCAUGUCUACUGGGAUCAGGCGAGUGUGCUGGUGCAGGUGGGGUUGCUGGAUCCCGGUGUGGUGCCGGCGGGGUGGCCAAGGGUGCAGCGGGUGCCGGCUGUGGGCGGGGAGGCGGCUGCCGCGGUGUUGGCCGGGGGUGUGGAGGGGUUCCUAAAGCACAACCCAUUAGCUCAACCUCAACCCAAAAUCCAACCAAACGCAAAGGAAUACUCACAGAAGCUGCAACGUCAAAUCCCCAUGAAUCUUCGCCUUGAGCUGCACCUCAACAUCGAGAUUUAA
Messenger RNA from Aspergillus japonicus CBS 114.51, 1251 nucleotides. RefSeq lists its product as uncharacterized. NCBI's taxonomy places the organism in Eukaryota, Fungi, Ascomycota, Eurotiomycetes, Eurotiales, Aspergillaceae. Gene Ontology annotation, biological process: polyketide metabolic process. The transcript has 4 exons. The coding region runs from base 1 to 1251 and encodes 416 amino acids. The record is from RefSeq and is a predicted model, not a curated record.